AUGUCGCUUAGCCCGCUCGGGGAGGCUCCAGUCGGGACGGAUCUAUCCGCCGAUCACGGCUCACUGGAAAUUGGUCCUGUGAUCGCAACCUAUGUCCUUGCAGUGAUAACUGUCGGGCUUCGGUUCUAUACAAGAUUGCGAGUGCAAGGUCAGCGAAUAGCUGCAGAUGAUUGGAUGAUCGUGGGUGCUUUGCUAGCCGUAACCGCAUGUUUCGCUCUGAUUGUGAUUGCCGUGGAAUUGAUGCGCGUUCUCUUCGCCUUCGUCGUGCUCUACGUGCUCACCGUUCCACUCAUCAAAUUAUCUGUUCUUCUCUUCUACCGCCGUAUCUUCGGCAUGACAUAUCCAAUCUGGUUCUGCGUGUUCCUGACAAUUGGAUAUUUUCUCUCUGGCACGAUCGCCUUUCUGGCUUGCUGCAGGCCAGUUUCGUACUUCUGGACGCAGUUUGAAGAACGCAGUGGAGGAAAAUGCGUUUUCAACCUCUACCCAUUCUAUAUUAGCCAUGCUGCAAUCAAUGUCGCCACGGAUGGGAUCAUCCUGUUGGUUCCAAUUCCCAUCGUGUGGAAGCUGCAAAUGCGGUGGACACAGAAACUCAUGCUAUCCGGCAUCUUUUUGGUUGGAGGAUUUGUCUUGAUUGCAAGUCUCAUCCGGAUUUAUUACAUCACCUUCCUCAGAACCUCCGCCGAUUACACCUGGGUCAUGGGCAAGUUCUUCGUCUGGUCCAGCGUUGAGCCCUGCAUCGGCAUCUUAUGCGCCUGCCUUCCAACGUUGCAUCCACUGCUCCGCCUCGUUAUCGCUCGCAUGUUUGGCACUAGUACAGGGAGGUAUGGUGGUGUUCCAAAGAAAAAACAGGAGGUAGCGAAUAAAAGAACAUUUAUUCGCAGACCAAGGCCACUUGACUGGGACGAGACUUUGUUGACUACACAUGACAUACAAGUCGAAAUGAGCGGAGUCAGAAGAGAUCAUGCCGAGGAUGGGCAGAUUACGGUGGACAUGGAGUUCCGAAUAGUCGAAGAGAGCAAUCAAUUGAAGUGA
This is a messenger RNA of Penicillium egyptiacum, 1032 nucleotides long. The record is from the annotation of a GenBank genome assembly. Lineage: Eukaryota; Fungi; Ascomycota; Eurotiomycetes; Eurotiales; Aspergillaceae.